This is a messenger RNA of Apus apus (common swift), 4162 nucleotides long. It is a transcript of the gene ZNF385C, whose product is annotated as zinc finger protein 385C. NCBI's taxonomy places the organism in Eukaryota, Metazoa, Chordata, Aves, Apodiformes, Apodidae. The transcript is spliced from 9 exons. Gene Ontology annotation, molecular function: nucleic acid binding; zinc ion binding. Gene Ontology annotation, cellular component: nucleus. The record is from RefSeq and is a predicted model, not a curated record. The coding region runs from base 2 to 1555 and encodes 517 amino acids.
GAUGCUGCAGACGGCGGCGGAGCCGGGCGGCUGGGCAGGCAUGAAGAGACCCCUGAGCCCGUCUCACUCCCCUGAGAGUGGGGUGCGGCUGGUGGAGAUGGGCAGCUGCCCCCCCAGCCAGCCCGAGCAGCGCAUGAAGCGGGAGAAGAAGCACCAGUCGUUCACGCUCUGCGAGGUCUGCAACAUCCAGCUCAACUCGGCCGCGCAGGCGCAGAUCCACUACAAUGGCAAGUCCCACCAGAAGCGCCUCAAGCAGCUCAACAAGGGGAAGAUGCCAGUGGCCCAAGGUCCCUCUGGACACAGCAGCCCCCUCUUAGCAUCGUUGCCUAUUCCCGGCCGGCCCCUCCACCCCCCCUUGGACAUCAAGCACUUUCUGACCUUCAGGCUCAACGGGACGUCACCGCUCAACCUCUUCCCCAACUUCAACACGAUGGACCCAGUGCAGAAGGCAGUGAUCAGCCAUACCUUUGGUGUGCCCACCCCUCUCAAGAAGAAGCAGUUCAUCUCCUGCAACAUCUGCCACCUCCGCUUCAACUCUGCAAACCAGGCAGAAGCUCAUUACAAGGGCCACAAGCACGCGCGGAGGCUGAAAGCCAUCGAGGCCAUGAAGAACAAGCAGAAGGCAGCGGGGGCUUCACUGGUGGCCACGAGCCCAGACAGCGCAGCCGACUUCACCCCCAGCCCCGAGGGCAGCAGGGACCCUGGCAGCACAGCUCAAGCCAAUGGUCUGCAGGAGCUGGAGGGUGAGGGCAGCAGCCGGGGGCUGACACCCAGCGCCGAGGAGCCGCCCAUGGAGCUGCCGGGCAGCGCCGCCCCCCUGGGAUCCCCGCCGGCCUCCGAGAUCUCCGAGGGCACCUCAGAUGCCACCAGCGUCACCUCCUCGGCCGCGCCAACAGCCGAGGUGCAGGCAGCCGAGUCGGGCAGCAGUGCCAGCUCAGCCCCCGAGGGCGAGAAGGAGGGGAAGAAGAGCAAACAGCACCUGUACUGUCCCACCUGCAAAGUCACUGUCAACUCCCUGUCCCAGCUGGAGGCUCAUAACACCGGUGCCAAGCACAAGUCCAUGCUGGAAGGUCAUGGCACCCAGCUGCGGCGGGGCCGGGGCAAGCUCCUCUCCCGGCCGGGCCACAAGUCCAAGCGGAUCGGCAACAAGGGCAGCAUCAACAUCCAGAACAAGGCGUUCCACUGCCAAGUGUGCGAGAUCUACGUGAACUCAGAGACCCAGCUCAAACAGCACAUGAGCAGCAGGAGGCACAAAGACAGGCUGGCAGGGAAGCCACCUAAGCCCAAGUACAGCCCCUACAACAAGCUGCAGAAGAACGCUGCCCUCGCAUCCAAGCUGGCUUUGCAGAAGCAUCUCACCAAGACCCUGGCGACGCGCUUCCUGCCCAGCCCGCUUACGGCUGCCGCCGUCUGCGCCAUGCCGGGCCCGCUGGCCCUGCGUCCAGCCGCUGCCACCACCCUCUUCCAAGCGCCGAUCCUCGGACCAGCCCUUUUCCGAACGCCGCCAGCGCACGUCCGCACCACGCCGGGCCCCAUCGUCUUUGCACCCUACUAGAGCUGCUCGCCCACCAAGGGUCCGUCCCUUCAGGGCAGCGCUCCCGGGCAGGCUGCUCUUCUGGCUGGUGGGAAAUCAUAGUCGCAGACACCAACCCCGGCUUCUCCUUUGCUUCGAGCGGGCUCCUGCUGGAGUGAGACACCCCGGCAGGGCCCAGCCAGCCCCACCUGUCCUCAGCCUGCUGGCUUCUUUUUCAUCGCCCUCCCAGGUACCAGACUGGAAGAAGAGGACCCAGCUGCUCCUUGGGGAAUGAGCAUCCCUCUGGAUGGCUGGUCCCUGCCAGCCCAGUGGGAAGGGAACUGUAAACGGAGUCUCAGCUCAGCUUUUACUGGGAGAAAUUACCCUGGCACAAGCAGAAAGUUGGUGGUUCCCCUCUCAGAAGGGGCUGGCUAUGCUCUCACCAGCCCCACACUUGCCUGUGCUGGCCAGGGGUUUCCGUGCCCACCAGCCCCCUGUGCCCCACAACGUCCCACCAGCCAAAGAGCCCCCACCGCGGCGGGCACCGGCCACUCUGACCGUGUCUCCACUCCGAGAGCAAUAGCUGCAGCCCCUCCAAAGCACACUGCCCUGCCCUGGGCCUGGGAAGCACACGACAGGGGCGUGCGGCUGGGGACGGGCUCUGUUCCAGCCCAGUGAGAGCCACCAGUGCCAGGGUGACCCUGUGCUCAGCACCAGCUGUUUGCCUCUGUCCCAGCCGUGGGGGACAGGUCUGCCCCUACCUCCCGGGAGGUGCUGUGAGGCUGAGUGAAUGUCCCUAAAGCACUUUUGGUUCUCCAGUGAAAGGCAACGCUGCUGCUCGCCUGCCCGCAGCUGCCGUGCCUGGCUGCCCAGCCCCAUCCUCCUUAGGAGCUUCCAGGGAGUUACUGACGACUCCCACAAACAACGGUGUCCCCAGCAGUCUGGACAAUCAGGUAUGAAGGAGCAGGUGGCACCUGCAGCCUAUGCCUGGCGCUCUCCCUGCAAUUGUCCCAUCGUAGCCUGUGGAAAACCAGGCUCCAGAGGGACCCUGAAGCUGUAGCUCUGCUUUUCACUGUGCUCAGAAAGCCCAGCGAUGAUCUGGUCUGAAAACUGUAACCACGGCGCCCCGGGUCCCCGGCACACUGCUGUAAAUAGAAACAUGCAGGAAAGUUGCAACCCAAAUGGACCUCACGCUGGAGUGACAACCCACCCCGAUCUAUGCAAUCCAGGGGCAGCUCGCCCGCCGCAUUUGCUGUCUGCGUUUUCCUUUGGUGCUCAAGCUGCCUGUGCAGCCAGGAGUGGUGGUUGGAGCAGAAAGCACAACACAACACUGAGUUCUGUGCAGACGAUUCCCUCCUCAUCCACGGGCCCCGGGUGCUGGCUCAGAGACCCCUGCUGCUGCAGCCCUUGGGAAGGCCGGGUGGGUUGUGCCCCUCAGAACCCACAUGCACGUGUGUCCAACAUCUUGGCCAUAAGAAGCACCUGGAGUUCAGGAGGAUUUUGCCCAGCACCCUCCACCGACAAUGGGAGGUGAAUGGGAACCAGCCAAUAGGAAACUCAUGCAGCUGAAAUGCUUCUACUUCCCAGUGCUGGCAGGAGCUGGAGCCUCAGGCAAGAGCAGGAAACCUGUACCAAGGGAGCAGGGAGCCAUGGAGCCAUGUGCCUGCAUCUGGAGAGUCUGUGUCUCCUGCUGUGGGCAGCACUGACCCACAGUGCCACUGCUGCAGGGGACACAGGAGAGAGGGAGCCCCUAGGUAUGGAUUAAUCUGCUCAGAGCAUCUCCCCUAUGCCCCAGGGGAGUGGGUAAGUGGAGAGAGGGCACCAGGAGAAGGGAAGAGUGAGCUUGUGUGGAAGGCUGGAAGAGACGACCAAAAGGUGGUGGUGGGAGAUCUGGCUCAGGGAGCAGUUGAGGGAAGGAAGGCUCCCAGCAGCAGUGGCUUUGUCAGGUCCCACAGCCAAUGGGACACAUGCAGCCUGGACCCUGUGUCCCACAGGACAGCAGCUGGUGCUGGCAGGGACGCAGCUCCCACAGCAUGGCUGUGCCUCCAUGGCUCAGUGGCUCCAGCCCUCCCCUGCCCAGCUCACUGUGCCCUUCCCAGGCUGCCUUGCCAGAUCCCCGGCCACAGCAGCAGCCCCUCCUGAACUGCCCACCAGCCUCCAGAGCACAGGGAGCCACGAGCUGCUGAGUCUUUCCCUGCAUCUAGUUCCGAAGAGCCUGUGCUGGAGCCAGCAGCUCCAUCAGCCCUCACCAGUGGAGUCCUGACACACUCCUACACUUGGCACUUUAACCCUUUGAAAGCCAUUCCUUCUGAUAACAAUAAUACUGCAACCAGCUGCGUAAGAACAGCCUCCCCCUGGCAUCCCUGUCUGCAGGUCCCUCCCUGCUCCCACGCUAUCCAAAGCAUUUUCUGCCUCUGACGUAGCUGUGCUGUGAUAGGGCAUAGUCCAUAGUGCUCGGUACCGUGUGCCCCUCUGUGCAUACCCUUGGAGUGAUGUGAACAGUUUGACUCAAGAAAACAAAACACCCCACGACGAUGGAAUAAACAGACUCUAGGGACUUGGCCAGUACCCCUCCCGUAAUGUUCACUGUAUAUUUUUUUGAUGUACUAUAACUGUUGGGGAAAAAAAAAAAAAGGAAAAUAUUUUGAU